AUGGCGCUUCGCUAUUGCGCCGGCAGUUCGGCUUACGUCCCGCAGCGCUCUUCCAUGUCUAUCUUCACUCGUCAGAUGAACAUGGAAGCGCAAAGUGUUGCUGCUCAUCUGAACAGUUCUGGAUUCAUUCGAAGUCAGGGCCUUAUUGGUGGGAAGUGGAUUGACGCUUAUGAUGGGAAAACUAUAAAGGUUUGCAACCCUGCUACAGGCGAUGUUUUAACAAAUGUACCAUUCAUGGGUGGGAAGGAGACAAAUGAUGCAAUUGCGUCGGCAUAUGAUGCAUUUGUUUCUUGGAGCAAACUCACUGCUGCCGAUAGGAGCAAAUGUUUAAGGAAAUGGUACGAUUUGAUAAUGGCCCACAAAGAAGAGCUUGGACAACUUAUAACCCUAGAGGGAGGGAAACCUCUGAAAGAGGCCAUUGGCGAGGUUAGCUAUGGGGCGAGUUUCAUAGAGUACUAUGCUGAAGAGGCAAAACGUGUGUAUGGUGACAUCAUUCCAGCCACAUUACCAGAUCGAAGGUUGUUUGUUUUAAAGCAGCCAGUGGGGGUUGUUGGUGCAAUUACUCCCUGGAAUUUUCCUUUGGCUAUGAUAACUCGGAAGGUUGCCCCUGCCCUUGCUUGUGGAUGCACAGUUGUCAUAAAACCCUCUGAACUGACACCAUUGACUGCAUUAGCAGCAGCCGACCUCUCCAUUCAAGCUGGAAUACCACCGGGUGUGGUAAAUGUUGUAAUGGGAAACGCUGCUGAUAUUGGAGAAGCUUUACUUGCAAGUUCACAGGUAAGAAAGAUAGCAUUCACUGGGUCAACAGCUGUCGGAAAAAAAUUAAUGGCAGGUGCUGCUGGGACUGUGAAAAAGGUCUCCCUAGAACUUGGUGGCAAUGCACCUUGCAUAAUCUUUGAUGAUGCAGAUCUAGAAGUAGCUCUGAAAGGAACCUUGGCAACAAAAUUCCGUAACAGUGGACAAACGUGUGUUUGCGCAAAUAGAAUACUUGUGCAAGAAGGGAUCUAUGAGAAAUUUGCAAAUGCCUUUUCUAAUGCUGUGCAGAGUAUGAAAGUUGGGGAUGGUUUUGGUGAAGGUGUGGUUCAGGGCCCGCUAAUUAACGAUGCUGCAGUGCAGAAGGUUGAAAAAUUGGUGCAAGAUGCCAUCUCGAAGGGAGCUAAAGUCCUUGUUGGUGGCAAGAAACACAGUCUUGGACGGACUUUUUAUGAGCCUACAGUGAUGAUUGAUGUGAAGGGUGAGAUGCUCAUAUCCAGGGAGGAAGUAUUUGGUCCUGUUGCACCUCUUCUGAAAUUUAAAACUGAGGAAGAAGCUAUCAGCUUGGCCAAUGAUACCAAUGCAGGGCUGGCCGCCUAUUUUUUCACCACAAAUGUUCAACGCUCUUGGCGUGUAGCUGAAGCUCUUGAAUAUGGAAUAGUUGGAGUUAAUGAAGGAUUGGUUUCGACUGAGGUGGCUCCAUUUGGAGGUGUGAAACAAUCAGGUCUUGGACGUGAAGGAUCAAAAUACGGGAUUGAGGAGUUUCUGGAAAUUAAAUAUGUGUGUUUGGGGAAUAUGAACUGA
Molecule: messenger RNA, 1557 nt
Organism: Fraxinus pennsylvanica
Lineage: Eukaryota; Viridiplantae; Streptophyta; Magnoliopsida; Lamiales; Oleaceae
Source: the annotation of a GenBank genome assembly